UAAUCAUCAGGGCACUGAUGAUCAGUGUGCCCUGAUGAUCAGUGUGGCCCCAGAAGUGCCACCUGUCAGUGCUCAUCAGUGCCACGUGCCAGUGCCACAUAUCAGUGCAUACCAGUGCACAUCAAUGCCACAUAUCAGUGCCCAUCUGAGCUGCCUUUCAAUGUCACCCAUCAGUGCCAGUCAGUGCCACCUAUCAAUGCCAGUCAGUGCCACCUAUCAGUGCCAUGCCCAUCAGUGCCACCUAUCUGUGUCCAUCAGUGCAGCCUAUCAGUGCCCAUCACUGCAGCCUCAUUAGCGCACAUCAGUGAAGGAGAAAAAUCACUUAUUUACAAAAUUGUAUAA
This is a messenger RNA of Staurois parvus, 342 nucleotides long. Lineage: Eukaryota; Metazoa; Chordata; Amphibia; Anura; Ranidae. The record is from the annotation of a GenBank genome assembly.